This is a messenger RNA of Kluyveromyces lactis, 4104 nucleotides long. RefSeq names its product ATP-dependent DNA helicase SGS1 (gene SGS1). The coding region runs from base 1 to 4104 and encodes 1367 amino acids. Gene Ontology annotation, biological process: double-strand break repair via homologous recombination; DNA replication. The record is from RefSeq and is a predicted model, not a curated record. NCBI's taxonomy places the organism in Eukaryota, Fungi, Ascomycota, Saccharomycetes, Saccharomycetales, Saccharomycetaceae. Gene Ontology annotation, molecular function: ATP binding; nucleic acid binding; four-way junction helicase activity. The transcript has a single exon. Gene Ontology annotation, cellular component: chromosome; cytoplasm; nucleus.
AUGGUAAAGCCUUCACAUAAUUUGAGAAGAGAACAUAAAUGGCUUAAGGAUACGGAAGCGUAUCUCCCAGAUAAGAGUGUAUUAGGGAUAUUGCAGAAGCAUGUAACUGCUAAACGCUCUGCUACUUUGAAUUCUGGUGUUGAAAAUGAUUUGGCACGGAGGACGGGUUCGACGCUGGAUCAAGUACCCAGAAACUUGACAUCAUCGAUGCCAGUUUCUUCUGGUGCUGUCACGACAGCACAGACAGCAGUAGCAGGCACGUGGGAUGAGGGAUCAUAUACGAAUACCACCAUUGCAGUGGCUACAGUAUUGGAUUCAGAUGGUGAUUCCGAUUUGGAAUUGAUCGCUGAUCGACCAAGUGCGAACAACUCCAACGUUACCAGUAGCAUCACUGCACAAAUAACUCAGAAGACUGAGAUUAAUACUAAUGGUAAGAGUACAUCCGACCAAGAUUUACAUCGCUUGGUAUCUUUACUUUGGCAACAAUCAGAAUUGUUGCAAGAGAAAUGUGAAAUACUGGAGUCGACAUCUCUGUCACAAGAUAACAAAAGGUCGAAGAUUGGCUCGUUUAUUAACCCUACAUUGAAUCGCAUCAAGCAGCAAAUAUCAGCUAUGGACAACCUUCUCCCAUCUCUGCCUCAGGCCAGGGCUGUGCCUGAUUUACAAUCUUUUCCAGCGGUAUCUAGAAAUGCAUCGGCAUCUAUAUCUCGUCGUAACUCACCGACUCCACAUGCCACUGAAAGUGUCAAUCCAAUCCCCUCAGAGGAUAUAGAUAUAGACAUUCCUUCUUCGCAAACGCAAUUAACACAGCAGCAUAACAGCUCUUCGCCAAAGAUUCAACCGUCAAGGAGACUGCGACAUAGAGAUCCAAAUCAAAAUUAUUAUAUUCCCACUUUGUCACAAAUGGAUGAGAAUCCUCAUUUAUUACAAGAAUCAUUACUGAGUAAACGGCGAACAACCAGUACUAAUAACAAUAUCCAUCAUAACGAUAAUGACAGUGAUGCAUCAGCUGAAGCAGAAUCUGAAGACUCGCAUUUUCUCACUACGAUGGAAGAAGAUCAAAUUUACGAUAACGAGUUGCAUGAAUCUGACAAAGAUUUCGUCGUCGAUGGGAAUUACCUCGAUUAUGACGAGGGACCUGAAGCGGAUGCAGAAUACCAUGAAGAGGAUGAUAGUAAUGUUCCCUUUGAAAAAGAGCGCUCUUCAAACCAAAUUAUUAUUGAUUCAUCUCCUGGUAGCUCGCCAAGGCAUUUGAACCCACCGUCUCAACCUCCAUUACAACAGCAAACUCAGAAUACAAGUCAGGAAUUCCAGCCUACUCCGCAAUUGAGAUUAUUGGACGAUGAUGAUGUAGAAUUCCUGGAAGACCCCAUUUCAGAGUCUCUGCCGCAGGAUCAUACCGUUGCAGUGCACUCCGAGGAGUUUGAACCACUGUCAGAUACAGAUCUGGAGGAGUUUGAUGCUGAACGAGAAGACCAAACGCAGUUUGAUGAAAUUAAGGAACUGGAUGACGACUUGAAAAUCAUUUCAGAGGCGAAAUUAGAUGCCGAAGAUGUGCCCUUAUCAUUCGCUAUCAAGAAGGAACCGAAAAGCCUUGACACGCAAUUACAAACUGAACUGGUGCCAGUGCCAGAAGUUAUUGAAGAUGAUGACUUUUCCAUGGCAGACCUGGAACCCUAUAUGGAGGAAACCGAGAAGUGUACGAGAGAGAAUUCAGUACAACCUCAAUAUGCAUGGACAUCAGAAAUGUACCACAAAUUACGGCAUGUCUUUGGACUUGAUUCAUUUAGACCAAAUCAAUUGGAAGCAGUUAAUGCCACUUUACAGGGUAAGGAUGCGUUCGUUCUUAUGCCAACAGGUGGUGGUAAGUCACUCUGUUACCAACUUCCGGCUAUUGUGAAAUCAGGAAGGACAUCUGGGACCACGAUCGUUGUCUCUCCUUUGAUUUCUUUGAUGCAGGAUCAGGUUGAGCAUCUUUUGGCAAAAGAUAUCAAAGCUAGUAUGUUCAGUUCUAAAGGAACAGCCGAACAAAGAAGAAUGACUUUCAAUUUGUUCAUGAAUGGAUUACUAGAAUUGGUUUAUAUUUCUCCAGAAAUGAUUAAAGCUUCCGUACAGUGUAAGAAAGCAAUUUCGAAACUGUACGAACAUGGAAAGUUGGCAAGGAUUGUAGUCGAUGAAGCGCACUGUGUUUCAAAUUGGGGUCAUGAUUUCAGGCCUGAUUACAAGGAGUUAAGCUUUUUCAAGCAAGAGUAUCCAGAUAUUCCAAUGAUUGCAUUAACUGCAACUGCAAGUGAGCAGGUCAGAAUGGAUAUCAUUCAUAAUCUUCAGUUAAAUAAUCCGGUGUUUUUGAAGCAGAGUUUCAAUAGAACUAAUCUAUUCUAUCAAGUCUUGAAAAAAGAGAAGAACUCAAUAUUCCAAAUGUGCGACAUGAUCAGAACCAAAUUCAAGAAUCAAACUGGGAUCAUCUACUGUCAUUCUAAGAACUCCUGUGAACAAACUAGUGCUCUAAUGCAAAAGAAUGGUGUGAAAUGUGCGUUUUACCAUGCUGGUAUGGACCCUGAUGAACGUUUUCAAGUACAGCAAGAUUGGCAGGCCGAUCGUGUUCAAGUCAUUUGUGCUACGGUUGCCUUCGGUAUGGGUAUUGAUAAACCUGAUGUCCGUUUUGUUUUCCACUUCACUGUACCUAGAACAUUGGAAGGCUACUAUCAAGAGACAGGUAGAGCUGGAAGAGACGGAAACUUUUCUCAAUGUAUCAUGUAUUAUUCUUUCCGCGAUGUGAGAACUAUUCAGACAAUGAUCCAAAAAGAUAAGAACUUGGAUAUGAUCAAUAAGGAAAAGCAUUUGGAUAAAUUACAACAAGUAAUGCAGUAUUGUGAUAACAGAACUGAUUGUAGGAGACAGCUGGUUCUAUCUUAUUUUAACGAGCAGUUCGAUCCAAAAGAUUGUGGGAAAAAUUGUGACAAUUGUAAGAACUCUUCCAAUAUCGUCUAUCAGACAAAGGAUGUUACAGAAGAAUCUAAGGACAUAGCAAAUUUAAUCAAAUCUAUUCAAGAUUCAAAAGUUACUCUUAUUCAUUGUCAAGAUGUUUAUAAGGGGUCGAAAUAUCAAAAAAUUGUUCAGUUAGGCCACCACCAAUCACCUUAUCAUGGGAUGGGUAAGGACUGGAAGAAGGCAGAUAUUGAGAGAAUAUUUUUCAAGCUAGUUACAGAAAGGAUUUUGAAUGAGUACUCGGUGAGUACUGGGAGAGGCUUUUUUUCCACAUAUGUAAAACUGGGUCCCAGAGCUAAAGAUUUGUUCAAAGGCAAAUUGAAGGUGGAAAUCAGAUUUGUUGCAACAGAAGAAACGACAGGGUCCAACAGAUACUCUGACAAAAACGGUAAAGAAGGACCGGCUCAUAACCACUCUGCAAGAGCAAUAUCUGGGAGGUCUUUGACAGAUAAAUCAAAUAUGGCUGUCUUAUCCACCCCCAAUGUUUCGAGAUCUUUUACAACAAAUAGUUCUGACAUUCAUCCUGGUAGUGCCAAAGACCACAUUAAUAGAUUUAGGUACAGUGAAAUGGCGGAUGCACGUUCUUCACCAGUACAACUUACUAAUGGCGUGUCUUACGUUUCUUCCCAAGAGCAAGCACAUAUCACAAAAUGUUUCAAUUUGUUGAAGGAUAUUGCCAUCAAUGUUUCCAGCAAGUUCAAUUUUCCCAAUGAUACCAUGUUGAUUUCGGAUGCUAUUCUCUGGAAAGCUGCUAACAAGCUCCCUGCAGAUCAAGCAUCUUUUGCUAACCUAAAUGGUUCAAAUGAUCCAGCACUGGCGAAAAGAUUUAAAUACUUUUCUGCUACGUUAAAGAAGUGUAAGAAGGAAAGACAUCAUAUUAUAGUGGUAUCAUCUGAUAAAUCACUUCCAACAACGACAGAAACUGGUGAUCGCUCUGAGUAUUUCAAUGGAAACGAAGGGAUAGAUGACAGUGCUGUCAUUAGUCAAAUAAAAGAAAUAAUGUUUGCGUCCUCAUCAACUUCUUCUCAGAAUGCUACAUACUCUCAAAAGAGAUCAAAACCUAAAGCGUCAGGACGCGGUUGGAAGAAAUCAUGGAAGUAUUCUAAACGUAAAUAG